Psilocybe cubensis is the source of this 681-nucleotide messenger RNA. RefSeq lists its product as uncharacterized. NCBI's taxonomy places the organism in Eukaryota, Fungi, Basidiomycota, Agaricomycetes, Agaricales, Agrocybaceae. The coding region runs from base 1 to 681 and encodes 226 amino acids. The transcript is spliced from 2 exons. The record is from RefSeq and is a predicted model, not a curated record.
AUGUUGACUUUGGAUGAUAUUCACUCUACAGCCCAUGCUGUUGUAUCAAUACUCAGGGCAUCGGACAUGGUUGCCUGCUUGGUUGGCAGCGCAGCAGGGGCAGAGCAUGGUAUUUCUAGGAUACCCAACGAUGUUGACAUUUUAGUUUUAUCAGGCGCCAAAUCCAUGAAUCCAGCCGAAAUGAAGAAUUUACUCGUCUCAAAAGAUUCACGCUUCUUCCUCGAGAAGCCAGUAACGAACCCCAAUGCAUCAUAUUUCAUUUUAAAAUAUCGGCUCAUAUCAUCGCAAAACAAUAGCUGCUGUCAUGUCGACAUUUUCUUGCCAGGGAUGAUACAUCUACCUCCCAUACCUCCCAGUUACAUAAUCUACUCUGCACAGACUGCACUACCCACCAUGCCGUUUUUUCCAACCCUCCUUCACAAAGUCCAAGCUUGGCUUGCCCAUCGCGCUUCACCAAAAGAAAGCGCCCGCAUCAAGCGAUCUAAUGAUGAACAAGACAUCAGUGAACUGCUCGAUUUUGCUGUCAAAAUUCACAAGGUAAAAAUCGAGAAUCAUACCUGGUUGCCUGAUUGGUUCCUGCAGGAAGCCAUUGAAGGUGUCAGAGCAUACGUUCAGGAGCACCCCGAAACGGCGCCUAUGUGGAAAGAAAUUGGGUUUUGUGCAAAUAACAAAGUAAUCUAA